GUGUUACCAUUCCAAGGUUGAGGUAGCCAGAUCGAGUCGUGAUACGUACGUACGUACUCGUAUAUACACAUAGAAACACAAGUAUAUAUCAUAUAUAUUCCACCGCACAUUGGUUGCAAUCGCCGAAUCACCUGAAGCCUCCUCUCACAGAGUUCCAAUUCCGGCUCGACUCCCGUCCGAAACCUCGCUUCCCGCUCGACAAUGAGGACCUCUCUCGCCUGCCUUGCCGCUCUUGCGACACCCGCAGUCGCCCAAAAGGUCGUUUCCCUGAGCUUCGCGAGAGCCGGCCCCGAACACAAAUCCCUACGGAAACGCGCUGGUACCUAUUCCCAGGAACUGAACAACAACCUGACUGGUGGUGGUUAUUACGCCGACGUUGCCUUGGGUACACCGCCUCAGCCCGUCACCCUCAUCCUUGACACCGGCAGCAGCGAUGUUUGGGUCUUGGACACACACGCCGAUCUCUGUCAGUCGCAAGACCUUCAAUACUACUAUGGCACCUGCCUCGCUACCUAUAAUCCCGACAACAGCUCUACCUACGAGCUCGUUGACCGAGACGCUUUCAGCAUUCAGUACCUAGAUACCUCUGGUGCUGAGGGUGACUAUAUCAGAGACACCUUCCACGUCGGCGGCGCCAGCAUCAAGGCCUUGCAGGUCGGCCUGGCCGAGAACUCAACUAUCAACUCGGGUCUCCUCGGCAUAGGUUUUAGUACGAACGUUGCCGCCAGCGAUCCGUAUCCUAACAUUAUCGACUUGUUCGUUGAGCAAGAUUUGAUUGAUACUUCGGCAUACAGUCUGUACCUUGACGACCUUUUCGCUGAAACUGGCACUAUCCUAUUUGGAGGCAUUGACACCAGAAAGUUUAUUGGACAACUGAAAUCCGUUGACAUACUUCGUGACGCUCAAUCAAGGAUUUACUCAUCAUUUACCGUUGCGCUGAACUCCUUAACGAUUGGCAAGGGCUCCAACUCUGAGAGCUCAGAUUUACUUAGCGAACAAACGCCCGUCAUUCUUGAUUCCGGUACCACGCUGACAUACCUGCCACCGCGUGUCGCAAGACAGAUCUACCAGCAAUUCAACGCCUAUGACGAUACUGGUGUCACUGGUCUUGUAUAUGCUGAUUGCGGGCUUUUGAGCUCUGAAAGAGAUACGACUCUCAACUUCCAAUUUGGCGGCAGCAAUGGCCCGGUGAUCAAGGUCCCCAUGCGUGAGUUAGUCCUCGAUAACGUCAAGGGUUAUAUAGCUCUAGGGCUCGAGCUACCACGCGACAUCGGCUUCGAUGAUGUGUGCAGUUUCGGCAUCCAGUCGCUUCAGGGUAUCUACCUCCUUGGCGACACAUUCCUGCGCUCCGCUUACGUCGUGUACGAUUUGGAUCACAAGAAGAUUGCUCUAGCACAGGCCAAUCUCAAUUCCACGGAAACUAAUGUUAUGGAAAUCACCGCUGCUUCCGGUAUCCCGCUUGUGAGCGGCGUUGCCGCCCAAGAGACUCAUACCGCUGGUGGCAACAAUAAAGAUGAUGCAGGGAAUGGCUCAGGCUCAGGCUCAGGCACGGGCUCAGGCACAGAUGCCGACGACGAGUCCACGACUGACAACGCUGCUCCUCGAGCGCUGCCAGUGCUGAAUUGGGAAGCUACUGCUGUAGCAGUUGCUGCAUCUCUUUUCAGCCUGGUAGGCGCCGGUCUAUUCGUUCUUUAAAAGGGACGAUGUACGCAUUCUCCACCGUCUCUAGCUUUGCUUAUGUAUAUUGCAUCCUGUUGUGCCCGGAGUAUGACACAUUACAUUAUAGGGUGUGGCACAAGACACAACAAGACGCGAAUCGGGUCGCAUCUUAUGUUCAUAAAGAAAUUGCCAUGCCAUCAAGCAUAUAUAAUAUCACGAGAGUUACGGCCCGCUACCUUUGACGACUAGAAGGUGCAUAGUUCAACGAAUGGCAUUCACACAUUUCCACACAGCAUAUAUAUUUAGAAAGAG
Messenger RNA from Xylaria bambusicola, 1971 nucleotides. RefSeq names its product aspartic peptidase domain-containing protein. Gene Ontology annotation, biological process: proteolysis. The record is from RefSeq and is a predicted model, not a curated record. NCBI's taxonomy places the organism in Eukaryota, Fungi, Ascomycota, Sordariomycetes, Xylariales, Xylariaceae. The coding region runs from base 202 to 1695 and encodes 497 amino acids. Gene Ontology annotation, molecular function: aspartic-type endopeptidase activity. The transcript has 2 exons.